CUUGAUUCGUGUUAGCGAUUUACCAACUCGAUGUCAGGCUCGGUCUGCCUCCACUUUCUGAAGUCUCAUGGCCAUCGUCGAUCGUCGCAUUUCGCCAACAUGCUCAUUGAAAGUUGCGGUUAGAAUUUGAUCGCAGUGGGUUUGUGUUUACUAGAAUCAAUACGCUCUCGAUCUAGUCGUCACGGUUUUGCUGCGGAUAUCAGUACGAUGCGAUCGUAUCGUGCUUGCCUGAAACCGGGGCUCUGCUCAACCGCCACCAGCCGCACAGGCUGUAGGCACAUUCGUACAACGGCUGUUGCUGCCGAUGACAAAGCAAUACCUGGCUUUGUGGACGACAAGGCAUCGCAUUCGAGAGCUGGGCUUGACCCGACCACUAUUGGCCUUUUGGACGACAUGAACCUUGGCAUGGGUUCGGGUCAUAGGUCCGUGCGUCGCAAGCGACCACUGAUAUACGGACAAGAUUUACCCUCGAACGAUACUCCUAAGGGAUCCUCAACCAGCAAGACUCAGAAAGCCAAGGAGGACGAUGAAGCAGAACUGGACUUUUUGGCAGAGGUACUCAUGAAUGAACCCGAUGAGCUCGAGGCCUUGGACGAGGUCGCCAGGUUGGCUGGAGACGACAUCUUCGCCGCCCGACAUGACAAUGAAGAUGAAUCAAACCAGUACAUUGAACGGGAAGACAGGUUAUCACCGGCUGCUGCUUUUGGAUCAAAGCGUGUGGGGAUGGUAGUGAUACCGGAAGAGCUUAAUGAUGCUAUCCAAGCUCGCGUCGACGAGUCUGAUAAUCGCAAGCUGUUAAGGCAAGCAUUCUUGUCCAAAAUGUCCACGGCCAAAUCGCCUCGAGCCGCUCCGGUCCCGCGUGGUUCUUCCAAGAGAGCCCAUCUCUCCUCAUCUCUUCAGGAGCACAAUGCAUCGCCUGGAUCGACAUCGUCCGGCUACGUCAACAGGCGGAGCGAAGCUGUGACUCCGCUGAGUGCAUUGCUUAGUGCGAUCGUGGAUCUCCCCGGAGAAUAUGCCGCUGUCCGUAACGUUCUUGGGGAAUUGGAGAUGAGAUUGGGACGGAGGGAGUGGGAAGCAAUGUGCGGUAGAUCGACUACAAUUGGCCGCACUGACAGAAAUGGUCGAUGGGCAAUCAUCGACGGCGGAAUCGGAUCCGGACUGUGGGCAGUGCAAGAUGCGCUUGGACUGUUACAAUCUUCCAAAGCGGGUGAUAAUGAGCGAGCUGCGUCUGGACUGCAUCUCGAUGUUGUCCACGGCUCGCGACAUAUCCUGGAACUUGCUCAGAGCUUGACCACCCAGGUCGAUUUCAAGGGUGACAUCAACUUCACGAGGCUCUAUAAACCCACCGAGCGGCCUGGGGUCAUUCUGGCGCCUUAUUAUCUGAGCAAAUUGGCCAAUCAAGUCGCGCGACGGCGCAAACUGAAAGAGCUCUGGGAGACGGGAGCUGAAACCAUAAUCUUGAUCGACUCGGGUUCACACGAAGGCUUCCGGAUCAUCGCGGAUGCGCGUCAAUACCUGCUGGAUUUGGGACGCCAGACCCCCGUUGGUGCAGAGGAUUUGGAACCGGACGAGAUCGAUCGAAUUGUGCUGCGGGAAAAGAGAAAGGUGAAAAAAGCUCGAAGAAGAGCGCGAGACUUUGACGCAGUUGGGGGCGUAUUGGAGAUGGUCGAUGGCAAGGAGGUCCUGCGGAUAGGAGAUCAGCUUUUCUACCCGGAAGCGGAGGAUGGGGAUGAUACGAUGAAUGUAGCGCUCGAAGCAGAGUUACAAGAGGAACCCGACGUUCCAACACCUACGCCAAGACCAGAGCGGGUGCUGUCGGACCGUUUCAUCGGCAGCCAUGUCGUAGCACCGUGCCCCCACGACGGUGCAUGUCCUUUGUUGUCGACACGAGAUUCCUGUCACUUUUCUCAACGCGUGCAGACACCUCGUUUCGUUCGAAAGACGAAACACAGCAAGAGCGGCGAAUCAGACUCUAACUACUCGUACGUGGUCAUCCGACGCGGACGCAGGCCGAUGGCGGAGACCUCAGGUACCGGUCUAUACGGCGGUGUAGCCAAGGACGAAGCGCAAAGACAGGCUGCCAAGGAAGAGAGCAUGCAUCAAGGGAUGAUCGUCCCUAUCAAGGGUGCUCAGGAUGGGAGUUUCGAGGUCAUGCGAUAUAUUCCGCCAAAGGCCUCGACUGAACCGCCUGAACCCGUCGAUCCCUGGGAAAGCUCGCGAAUGCAAGACACAUUGCGGAAAGAGGCGUACCAAUGGCCGAGGCUAGUCUACCCGCCAUUGAAACGCUCGGGGCAUGUCGUCAUGGACACCUGUCAUCCUUCAGGAGCCAUCGUGCGACAGACGGUGGCCAAGUCGCAUUCGAAACAGGCUUACUAUGACGCUCGAAAGGUGAAUUGGGGCGAUCUCUUUCCACAUCCAUCCAAGGGUAAGGACACCAUCAGAGAUCGUGGAGUCAAACGGUUGAACAAGGUCGAACACGUGGAAGGGGUUCAGGUAGACGAGGAUGACGAUCUUGCUGAUAUCCCGAUCAGAGAGGAUUGGCCGGUCGCCAAGUUGGUCAAUGUUGGCGGUGUUGGUGAAGAGAGAGCUGGGGACGGGCAGGACGAUGGUGAUAUCAUCGUGCGUACCUAUGAUCAGCAGUAGAAUUAGGAUUUAGCGAUUCUGCAACAUCUUGUAUGAUGUGCACAACGUAUGGUGAUCAGACGACUACAUCAGCUAUCAGC
Messenger RNA from Filobasidium floriforme, 2723 nucleotides. Its product is annotated as mitochondrial small ribosomal subunit Rsm22-domain-containing protein. Bases 208 to 2643 code for a protein of 811 amino acids. The record is from RefSeq and is a predicted model, not a curated record. The transcript is spliced from 8 exons. NCBI's taxonomy places the organism in Eukaryota, Fungi, Basidiomycota, Tremellomycetes, Filobasidiales, Filobasidiaceae. Gene Ontology annotation, cellular component: mitochondrial small ribosomal subunit. Gene Ontology annotation, biological process: translation. Gene Ontology annotation, molecular function: structural constituent of ribosome; methyltransferase activity.